CAAUAAUUAUUUCGGCACCACGGGACAGAAAAGGGCAACAAGGCAGGAGGAGAGGAGAGAAGAGAAAGGAGUAUUGCCACUGCAUAACCGACCUUCAAUUUUCAAUACCACUACCUACCACUGUAAACAAACCAACCAAGUGCUGUUUAGCUAGGCAUUGUAUUUAAUGUGUGCAUAUUAAAUGGAAAAUUAGAAUGGCAAGUUUAAUAAAAGGAAUGAUGUACAGUAGACAUUUAUGGAGAUUAAAAUUGCAGUUACCUAAUUCAAGAACAAUUUUUACAACGUCGACAGUAGAAGGACUGGAGGAGUUUUUUCCACCAGGUGUAUAUGAUGAAGGUAAAUAUGUUGAAGAACAACCCAUCAGUGGUAGAAAGUGGAAGGCUUCUGAAUUACGAAUAAAAAGCAACAGUGACUUACAUAAAUUUUGGUAUGUUCUACUUAAAGAGAAAAACAUGUUAUUGACAUUGGAUCAGGAAUGCAAGAGACUAGGUGUUCCAGUGCCAGGUCCAACUCGUUUACAUAAAGUAAAUCAAACAAUGUGGGUGGUAAUGCGAGUUUUAGAAGAAAGACAAAAAGCUAUUUUGGAACUAGAAAAAGAACGGUCAUACAGUUUUGAUAAGGAUUCUAAUGUUGAAAAUAAUCAGUGAUACUUUAAAAAAUAAAUUGCAGCUUUUAUUGCUAUGUUAUUAUUCAUUUACAUGUGUGUUGGUAUUAGCAAUUCGUGAAUUGAUGAUAAGAUUUACAUUGA
This is a messenger RNA of Hydractinia symbiolongicarpus, 748 nucleotides long. RefSeq names its product 39S ribosomal protein L47, mitochondrial-like. The record is from RefSeq and is a predicted model, not a curated record. The transcript is spliced from 2 exons. Bases 195 to 647 code for a protein of 150 amino acids. Gene Ontology annotation, biological process: mitochondrial translation. Gene Ontology annotation, molecular function: structural constituent of ribosome. Gene Ontology annotation, cellular component: mitochondrial ribosome; mitochondrial large ribosomal subunit. Lineage: Eukaryota; Metazoa; Cnidaria; Hydrozoa; Anthoathecata; Hydractiniidae.